GGAGAAUUCGCUAUAUAUUCGAUCUGUAUCGUACCGUGUACGAAUUGUCACAAAGAAAUUCGUCGCGUGGCAGGAAUCUCGCUCUUUUGUGGAGAUUCGCUCGUUUCUCGAGAGGGGAUCGACGGAGAGACAAGGAGAAGCAGGUAGAGUGAAGCAGAGGCCGAAGGGGACGAUUUCGCGAUCGCGUUUCCGCCACCGCCGACCGCGUCGCGACUCUGCUCGGCUUCGAUGCCAAAGAGCGAAGCGCUGUUAUGACUCGAGUUCAGCUCGGUCAUCCUCGUCGUCCUCGUCGUCGUCGUCGUCGUCGUCGUCGUCGAGGUCGUCGAGGUGAAUCUACCUUGCCGCCACGCCGUCCCGCGCCGCGCCGGUUCGACGUUAAAACUGCUCGCAACACGUGCGAGAAUCUCGAUUCGGUCCCGCGUGGUUUUUACCUUAUUAAUUCUUUCCGCGUCCGGUGUUCGACGCGACGUAUAUACCGAUCCGAUCCACGUUAUCGCGUUUACUGUUCACGUCACUUCAACCCCGUUUGUUUCCUUCAAGAUCAUGAAAUGGCCUGCGAAUCAUACCGAGGAUUUGGCGUUGAGGAAUGUAGGCGACGAAAGCACGGAUCAAAAUAAUAAUAUAACUAUGACGAGCGAAGACCUGCUGCAGCCCGGCCAUGUGGUCAAAGAGCGUUGGAAAGUUGUGAGAAAAAUAGGUGGAGGUGGAUUUGGUGAAAUUUACGAAGGUCUUGAUUUAAUGACGAAGGAACAAGUUGCCCUUAAAGUCGAAUCUGCACGGCAGCCAAAACAAGUCUUAAAGAUGGAAGUAGCUGUAUUAAAAAAAUUACAGGGUAAAGACCAUGUUUGUCGUUUUAUUGGCUGUGGACGUAACGAUCGAUUUAAUUAUGUUGUAAUGCAAUUGCAAGGAAAGAAUUUGGCUGAAUUGCGCAGGGCGCAACCGCGAGGAGCUUUUUCACUUUCUACUACAUUACGUCUUGGUCUUCAAAUUUUGAAAGCUAUAGAAAGUAUUCAUCAAGUGGGAUUUUUGCAUAGAGAUAUUAAACCUUCGAAUUUUUCAAUUGGUCGCCAUCCUUACAACUCCAGACUAGUAUAUAUGUUAGAUUUUGGUCUAGCUCGACAAUUUACUACCAGUACAGGAGAAGUGCGACCGCCUCGUGCUGCCGCAGGAUUUAGAGGAACCGUCCGAUAUGCGUCAGUCAAUGCACAUAAGAAUAAAGAGAUGGGCCGACACGAUGAUUUAUGGUCUCUGUUUUAUAUGCUAGUCGAAUUCGUUAAUGGACAAUUGCCUUGGCGAAAAAUAAAAGAUAAAGAACAAGUGGGUCUUAUGAAAGAGAAAUACGAUCAUCGAUUACUUUUAAAACAUCUCCCAUCUGAUCUACGAGUUUUUUUAGAACACAUUCAGAGUUUGGAAUAUGCAGAUAAACCAGAUUAUGGUAUGUUAGCUGGUCUCUUUGAACGAUGUAUGAAACGUAGAGGUGUAAAACCAAAUGAUCCCUAUGAUUGGGAAAGACCAUUAAUAGCUAAUGAAAGUUUAUCAACUACUAGAUCAUUACCUACAGUAGCUGUACCACCCCCUCUUACCACAGCUACUACCCUCAAUCAGCCUCCGACUACGAAUGUAGAUACAAAUAAUCAAGAGAACGUGGAACCGGAUAACAGAAAAGAAUUAGAUGCACAAUUGGAUUACGAAAGUAUAUUUAGAAGAAACAGGGUACGUGGAAUAGAAGGUUCUCCAGUGCCAUUUGCAGCAGCUAUUAGCAAUCAUGGUAGGGAUAAAAAUUGCAAUGCCACAAUACCAACGACGGAUAAUACGCAUCAACAAGUUGCACAACAGACUAUACCACCUUUGCCAAUCCAAGGAUCUCCCAAAAAACGACGUGCAGUUUCGAUGGCAGUAGAAUCUCAAGUUCCUACGCCAGUAGAAAAGCAGGUAGAUAACGAAGGAGACGCGUUGAUGGCUUCCGCACGUUCAGCAUCCGAGGUUCCUCGCCUUAAAGCAGUAACCAAUGCAACAGCGCCACUUAGAAAAUCAGCAAGCGGUGCUACAUUACCCGCUACUCUCGCCCGUUUGCGCAUUGCUACACCCGAAGGAACAUCCGGUGAAUUACCAAGUCCUCGUAUACAGACGGAAGUUGAUGCUUCCUAUUGCUCUUACGAUGUAACUAAUACUAAAUACGUUGGAAACCAAAGUCCGGUAACUGAACAAAGAGAACCUCUCAGAAGAGAACCCAGAAGAAGAGCAGACAGCCGACAACAAGUAAGAAGCGGACGGUCGGCGGUACGUGAUUGUUCUAUUACGCAAUUUGCACAAAUAGACGACGACAAUGUAUCCGCUCUGCAGCAAGUGACCAAAGGCGGUGGAGGAUUGACUUUGGCUUCACAAUGGAAGUCGCAAUUUGACGAUUCUGAAGAGACUGAUAACGAGUGGAAAGGAGAAAAUUUGCAAAGUCCUGAGCAUAAAGGAACAAAUGCCCCAUCCAUACCGCCACAAUCCACAGGUAUCGUCGAGGGCUCACAGCAAUUGGAUACAAAACCUAACGCAGCUCAAUCAAAUGCCUCAAAUGUGUGUCAACAGCAGUCUUUAAUGCCCACAGCACUGUCUAAAAUAAGCGAAGAUUCUCCGAAACCAGCAGUACCGCAUAGAUGUUUGAAUAUCGCGGGUAUUGAAAAGUAUCCAGAAUUACAAGGUGCACUUCCGCGAGCUUGGAGUGUUCCGGUUUUAGCUCCACAUGUUCGAGCUUAUCUCGAAGCUCCAUUGGUUCAGCAAGCAGCAUUUGAUGAUUUAUUAUAUGAGGUUGAUGUUAUGAGGAAUAUUGCCACUCGAUAUGAUGAGCCAAAACAGAUCGUACCAGUCAGAAGAUCUAGUCUACCAGCAGUAACUUUCUCUCCUUUUGAUGCAACGGUUAACACUCCUAGAGGAGAAGAAGAGGAAGAAGCAGUAGCGGGUAGAUUGGAAAUCAGAGUGGUAGAUGCAACUGGUGGUGCUACAAUUGUGCAAACUAGUGCUGAUAGGGAACCAUUACAAAAAAAAUUAACAAACGGAACGGCAGGUAGUCCAGCUAGUCCUAAUCCAGGACCGGAAGAACCAUCGAUAUAUUACGACGCUACUGAGAAUCGACCGACUGCAAAUAUGAGUUUGCAAAAGGAAUCGAUCAAUCUCACUACUGCCUCGACUACUGUGCAAAACGCAGUACCGCUUCGUGAUAAUAAGGACAAUAAAGAGAAGGAAACAUCUAGUAGGACGUACAUCGCUCAUAGUAAAAUACCAGUUCCUGUUAAAAGUCCAAGGUGUUCGCUAUCCGAAUCGACGCCUGAAAUUAACACUCCGAAUAUCAAGGCGGGAACUGGAAGUGAUAUAGAAAAACUACCCGUGUCCGCGACCGCAACUAAGGAAAAAGAAAAUACUGUCAGAGGUAAACCAUUGACAGCACAUAUGGAAGCACCAGCACAUUGCCGUCGCAUAGCAUUAUCUGACGCUAGACCAAUCAUGUCACCUUUAACUUCAGCCAGCUCUGCCGAAGACGAAAAUUUAACUGGAUGUACGCCCGCUUUGCGCCGUCGAAGACAAAGUGAAAAAUAUGUGACAGACGCUAGUCAGCUGAAUCUGCAGUUCCAAAGACCACAACACAGAACGAGACCGCAAUCUGAAGUAUUGAGACUUUCUCCCAGAGGAGUACCUUCGCAUCUUUUACGGGAACCUGGUAAAAAAUCCGAAGAGAGCAGUGAAAGUGAUUCUAACAGCAGUGGACCGCCAAAAUCUUCUUCUCGUCAACCACCACCACCGCCUACAUCGUUGCCACCACACAUAGCAGAAAACAAUGCUAGAUGCCGCCGUUAUUGGCCCAUACCAGAUACAACGGUUGCUAGCAGAGAAUCGUGAGAUUUGAUGUUCAAAA
Molecule: messenger RNA, 3898 nt
Organism: Acromyrmex echinatior (Panamanian leafcutter ant)
Lineage: Eukaryota; Metazoa; Arthropoda; Insecta; Hymenoptera; Formicidae
Gene: Asator
Product: tau-tubulin kinase asator
Biological process (GO): protein phosphorylation
Molecular function (GO): ATP binding; protein kinase activity
Source: RefSeq, a predicted model, not a curated record